Rubroshorea leprosula is the source of this 1517-nucleotide messenger RNA. NCBI's taxonomy places the organism in Eukaryota, Viridiplantae, Streptophyta, Magnoliopsida, Malvales, Dipterocarpaceae. The record is from the annotation of a GenBank genome assembly.
GAGAACUUUAUUUUUCAGGUUGUUUUGGGAGAAUUAAGGAGCUACUUUUGAAGCUUCCACAUCCUAAUCACAAAGCAAAACCCAAAUUUUGUAUCUUUGAUCUCUGUAUCUCUGUAUCUCUGUAAUUGGCGUUUCUGAGGAGUCCUCAGCUUCAAAUUCCUUUUCUCCAACUCAAGAGCAGAUGGCCAAUGCGGGUGGCAGCAAUGAGCCUGAGUGGGUAGAGAAGGUGAAAUCAGAGGGAGCUGUGCCACUACUAGAACCAGAUAACUGCCCAAAUGGUUGGGCAUCUCCACCUGGAGAUGCCUUCAUGGUAAGAGGUCCAGAGUACUUGAAGACCAAGGUUAAAAUCCCUGGCGGUGAAUAUCUUCUAAAACCUCUUGGUUUUGACUGGAUAAAGAGUUCGUCAAAGAUUGGUGAGGUCUUAAGCCAUCCCAAUAGUCGAGUUAGAAAGGUCAUUGAAGAUGCAUUCCCAGCUGGUGAUAAGCCUUUCAUUUGGGCAUUCAAUAUACAAGCACCAAGUAAGGAUAAUUAUAGUGCUGUGGCCUAUUUCAUAGCCACAGAGCCAAUUCCAGAGGGGUCUUUGAUGGACCAGUUCUUGAAAGGUGAUGACAGCUUUAGAAAUUCAAGGCUUAAGUUGAUAGCCAAUAUUGUCAAAGGCCCUUGGAUUGUGAAAAAAGCAGUUGGAGAGCAAGCCAUAUGCAUUAUUGGACGUGCUCUUUCUUGCAAGUACUUUUUAUCAACGAAUUUUCUUGAAGUUGAUAUUGAUAUUGGGUCUUCCAUGGUAGCUAGUGCCAUAGUUCAUCUGGCAUUUGGUUACAUCACAACUCUUACUGUUGACCUAGCUUUUGUUAUUGAGGGCCAAACUGAAUCAGAACUUCCUGAGCAACUACUAGGAGCUGUAAGGUUCUCCGAACUGAACCCUGACUCAGCUAGGUUUAUUGAACCAUCAUCAGAUGGGACUAGUGGUAAUUUGCAGUCAUCACUGCCAACACGCUUAUGGAAGUCAUUUGGACUAUUCUCCCAUCUUCUUCAUCCAGGUGCUCAAGAAAACAGUUCUACCUCUGGUUCAGCCCAUGCUAAUGGAAAUGCUGGUCAUGAAGAAAGUCAUGGAGAUGUAAAGAAAUGGUAAGCUUUCAUGUUGUUACCCUUUCUUAAUGCACAUAACAUUACAUGAGUUCUUUCUCUUUGAGAAUAUUCAACAUUCUAGUUUAUGAAAUCCUCUGAAUCUUUGCAGAUCAAUCAGAUGCCAUAAUGACUUUGCACAUUGUCAGUGACAGUGAGGAAUUUUUUUAUUUGUUUCUUUUAAUUGUUAAAGUGGCAUGGUGGCUGUCAUCAAACAAUGUCGCUUAUGUUAUUGCACGACGUCACAUUUGUCUGUAGUUAUGCUAGAUUUAGCUAGCUUCUAUCUGUUUAUAGUUAAUUUACCACAUCAUUUGUUGGGAUAUUUCUUUAUCGUAUGAAUUAUGAACCAAAUUCAAAUGUUGUAUAUUCCAUUCGAUUAAAUUGGCCCCUAUUAG